Seriola dumerili (greater amberjack) is the source of this 2510-nucleotide messenger RNA. Its product is annotated as chemokine XC receptor 1-like. Gene Ontology annotation, cellular component: membrane. The coding region runs from base 50 to 1117 and encodes 355 amino acids. The transcript has 2 exons. Gene Ontology annotation, molecular function: chemokine receptor activity. NCBI's taxonomy places the organism in Eukaryota, Metazoa, Chordata, Actinopteri, Carangiformes, Carangidae. The record is from RefSeq and is a predicted model, not a curated record. Gene Ontology annotation, biological process: G protein-coupled receptor signaling pathway; immune response; chemotaxis.
UGUCCACCUAGUUUUCACUGGUAUUUGCAUCAGGGACUCAGGUGUGUGCAUGACUUUGUGGAGGAAAAUGGCUACAACUGCAGAUUCAAUGCUCAGAGAUACUACUGCUCCUAUGACCAUUUAUGACGAAUACUAUGAAAAUGAAGCGUGUGACAGUACAGGCGCCACAGAGUUUGGAGCAAUUUUCACUCCAGUUUUCUUCUUCAUUGUGGUGAUCCUGAGUCUGUUCGGCAACAUCCUGGUCAUUGUGAUCCUGGUCAAGUAUGAGAAUCUCAAAUCCCUGACCAACACAUUCAUCCUGAACCUGGCUAUAUCUGAUCUCCUCUUCACGGCAGGCCUGCCCUUCUGGGCCUACUACCACAUGUACGGAUGGACUUUAGGGGAGCCUGCAUGCAAAAUAGUCACCUUUGUCUUCUCUGUUGGCUUCUACAGCAGUGGUAUCCUCCUCAUCCUGAUGACCACUCAUCGUUAUAUAGCUGUCAUGAAACCUCUGUCUAAUAUUGUGUCUACCACAGGCUGCUACAGUGUCCUGGCAUCUGUGAUCAUUUGGGCAGCAAGUAUCUUGAUUGCCGUUCCAGCCUUCGUCUUCACUGGCAUCCUGGAAGAGAAAUACUGUGUAUAUGGGAGUUCUUACGAGAGCUUAUGGGGAACCUACCUGCAAAAUAUUCUCUUUGUCAUGAGUUCAGUGGUAUUCAUUUUUUGCUACUCUCAGAUCAUAUGCAGGUUGCUGCGUCCUACUGCCCAAAGAAGAAAGAACAAAACUUUAAAACUCAUUUUUACUCUCAUGGUUAUUUUCUUUGUGGGAUGGGUACCCUACAAUAUAGUUAUAUUUUUACAGUCAAUGUAUCUCUGGCACAAAGAACCUGCUAAGUCAGAAGUUGUGGCCUCAGAAUGUGAGACACGCAAACAACUGGAAUACGCUUUUUAUGUGAGCCGAAUAUUUGCCUUUUCACACUGCUGCCUCAACCCUGUGUUUUAUGUAUUUGCCGGGGUUAAAUUCAAAAACCACUUGAAGAAAAUGCUGAAGAGCUGGGGCAACGACAGAAACAGCCUCCGCAGGAGACAAAACCGACUAACAAUCACAUCACUAACAAGUGGGGAAGAGUUCUCGAUGUAGUUGAUGCAGUUCUCGGUGUAGACCUCAUUCAAACGCAUAUAAUUAAAAAUCCAGGCUUGUAACAGCAUCUUGUGUGGUUCAUAUAGGUCUAGAUAAGGAUGGUUACUUUUAAAAAAUAAAUAAAUUAGUGAAUAUAAUUGUUUAUUCAAUGUGUCUGUUGGUAGAAUUUACAUAGAGUGGAGAGAGGAAGGGGAUAAACUCAAAUAACCACACAGUGCAAUGCAUCUCUGAACACGCAACACAUCUCUUGAUUUCUGCUGAGACACGCAGAUGGUAGGGUCCGAAUUAGGCGUCAACAGCAUGAAUCCAUGAACUCAACCUGCCUUGUGUCACCAGUCCAGGCUGCUGCUGCUUGUGGUGUUGGUGGUGGUGUAAUUGUGUGGGGAGUGUUUUUUUUCCUAGCACACACAAGACCCUUUAAUACCCACUGAGCAUGGUUUAAAUGCCACAGCCCACCUGAUUAUUGUUGCCGACCACAUGGAUCCCUUCAUGACUACCUUCUUCACAUGGCUUCUUCCACCUGGAUAACAAGAUACGUCACAGAGCAUACGUCAUCUCACACUAGUUUCAUGAACAUGACAGUGACUUCAAUGUACGUCAAUGACCUAACCAGACACUCAGGGCCGAUCUAAGCUUUUAAUGGGGCCCCUCAGCAGAAUUUGAUUUGGGGGGGCCACCAAUGCCUCAGCGCUGCCAAUAAUAUUUACUAAUAUCCAUGCUUAAUCAUUCGCACACCUACUGUAACUUGGGUGUAGCUGUGUUGCUCUGUUAAAGGCAGCAGGAAAUUAUUAAACCAGUAGUAUUAGCUAGCCAGCAUCUUAGCAUAAUAUUGCAUUUUUGUAAUAAUUAUGAUUCAUAUAAAAUCAAGCUCUCUUGUAGGGCAUUUCAAGAGCUCUGGAAGGCCCUCUGGUGGCCAUGUGGGUCCUAACCAAGGCACUUGGUUUGCUCAUGCUUCAGGCCAGUGCUGGGUGUCUGGGGGAGGGGGCUAGGCUGUAUUAGAAAUGUGUACCCAAUAAAGUGCUGUGUCUAUAAAAAGUAAGAGAGGUAAAGCUUUUUAUUUGACAGCUGUGAUAUACUGUGUAAUGUACAGUUUUUCAUCUUUAAUUUUCCUUUUGUGUCAUUUUCUACUUUGUACUUUGUACUCUGUACCUGUGAUUUCAGAUGCAUGCUGAUAAACUGAUUGUACAUGGCAUAAGAGAUAAUAUAACUGUGUGUGACUGUAUGUGAUUCCCUUUGCGUAACAUUUGCAUUUUACUUUCUGUGUUCAUAUCAAACAUUUGGAUCACUUAGACUAUUUAAAAUUUUCACCUUCAUUUUCUGGAGUCAUAUGUGAUUAUUUGUCAUUUAUUUGUUAAAGUGUUUAUUUUCACAUGUCAUCAUCAUCAACAUUAUG